AAUUUGUUUGUAAACAAAUACUGUUGUGAUAACACGCAAUCAGAUUCAUCGUUUUUCCGAUUGUGUUCCCUUGCAAGACCCCUCGAUAGUAUCAAAAUGGGAACCGAUGAUGACAACUGGUCGAUGCAGUGCUGUGAGCUGGAUGAUCUGAUUCCCUCACCGGAAGAUCUGGAAAGCGCUUACGUCGCGCUGGAAAACGGAACCUACCCACUGGAACUGAUCUGGAAAUGUCCCGGCCGGCGUCCACCUUCACCGGUUCAGAAAGACGAACCCAAAGUGGCAGAACCGGUGGAAAAGGAUACUCCAACCAAAAACAAAGAGUUCGACUUCAUGGACGAUGCGGCAUUGCCUCAGAUGCGAGUACGCGCCCAGAACACCGGUCCGAAGGGGUCGGCCAAGAAGAAGACGACAAAUUUCGCGGGCGUUUUGGAUCAGAUGAAGAAACAUGGACGUUUAGCGCCGCUGAAGGAAGGUGGAGCCGUGCCAGCGGCUGCAAGCACGGGCGGAACAGCUUCCACCGGAGGUGCCAGCGGUGGAGCGGGAAGUAAUAGUAAUUAGUAUUAUUUAUAAGUUAACUGUCAAGCUUAAAGUAAACCGAAAUUAAAUCUUUCUUUUAAAUUUAACAGGAUUUUUUAAAUAUAU
Messenger RNA from Armigeres subalbatus, 642 nucleotides. RefSeq lists its product as uncharacterized. Gene Ontology annotation, cellular component: MLL3/4 complex. The transcript is spliced from 2 exons. Gene Ontology annotation, molecular function: nuclear estrogen receptor binding. Bases 97 to 558 code for a protein of 153 amino acids. Lineage: Eukaryota; Metazoa; Arthropoda; Insecta; Diptera; Culicidae. The record is from RefSeq and is a predicted model, not a curated record. Gene Ontology annotation, biological process: positive regulation of intracellular estrogen receptor signaling pathway; positive regulation of cell cycle G1/S phase transition.